AUGGACGUGUGGGGCCCAGCCCGCGUCACUGGACAAGGCUGCGAGCGAUACUUUCUGCUGGUUGUUGACGACUACUCGCGUUACACCACGGUCUUCCCCUUGCACAGCAAGGGUGAGGUCCCUGCUGUUUUGAUCCCUUGGAUCCGCGCUGUUCGUCUCCAGCUCCGCGAGCGGUUCCAGACAGAGGUGGUGAGUUCUCCUCCGACCUCUUACUCUCAGGACUUUUGUCGUGGGGAGGGCAUCAUUCAGUCGUUCACGCUUCUGGCCUCCCCGCAGCAGAAUGGGAUUGCAGAGCGCCGCAUUGGCUUAGUCAUGGAUGUCGCUCGUACCUCCAUGAUCCAUGCGGCUGCUCCCCAUUUUCUGUGGCCGUUUGCGGUCCGGUACGCUGCGCAUCAGCUCAACCUCUGGCCUUAUGUCUCCUUGUCGGAGACCUCGCAUACCCUGCUUUGGACGGGGGAGGUUGGCGAUGCGUCGGUGUUCCGGGUCUGGGGCUCUCGUGCCUUUGUCCGCGAUACCUCCGCGGACAAGCUCUCCUCCCGCACCAUUCCCUGUGUCUUCCUUGGCUUCCCUCCUGACGCGCCUGGCUGGCAGUUUUACCACCCCACCUCGCGCCGUGUCCUACCUCGUUUGACGAGACGAUUCACUUCUACCGUCUCUUCCCCUAUCGCUCUGCCCCUCUCCCCCCUCCGCCGCUCUUCCUCGCUCCAGCCUGUCGAGGUCACUGGUGACUCAGGUGCUGCUGGGAGUGGUCUUGCUCGAGGUGCUACGUCUGGGGGUGCGGAGCCUGGGGGUGCUGAGCUUGAGCGUGCGGAGCCUGGGGGUGGUACGCCUGAGCGUGCGGAGCCUGGGGGUGCUGAGCCUAGGGGUGCUGAGCCUGGGGGUGCUGCGCCUAAGCGUACUGAGCUUAGGGGUGCUGAGCGUGGGGGUGCUGAUUCUGGAGGUGCUGAGCCGGGUGGUGCUACUUUUGCUGGUGGUCUUCCGAGAGCCUCGCCGCAGCGGUCUCCCCAGCGUGAGACCCUCUCUCCACAGCAACUGCGCGAGUGGCGAGCCCGGCGCACCCGCCUUCGGAGUCGCACUAGCGUUGGAUAUGCUGGAGCUGGAGGCGCUGGAGCUGGAGGCGCUAGAGCUGGAGGUGCUGGCACUGGAGGUGCUGGAGCUGGAGGUUCUGACACUGGAGGCGCUGGAGCUGGAGGCACUGACGCUGGAGCUAUUGGAGCUGGAGGUGCUGGCACUGGAGGCGCUGGAGCUGGAGGCACUGUGCAGCAGCGUGAGCCCCUCUUACCACAGCAGCGCGUGAGUGGCUUGCCCGGCGCACCCGCCUUCGGAGUCGCGCUGCUGGAGGCACUGGAGCUGGAGGUGCUAAAGCUGAAGGUACUGACGCUAGAGGCGCUGGAGCUGGAGGCACUGGAGCUGGAGGUGCUGGAGCUGGAGGCACUGGAGCUGGAGGCACUGGCGCUGGAGGCGCUGGAGCUGGAGGUCCUGACGCUGGAGGUGCUGGAGCUGGAGGCACCGGAGCUGGAGGUGCUGGCACUGGAGGCCCUGGAGCUGGAGCUACUGGAGCUGAAGGCCCUGGAGCUGUCGGUGCUGGUACUGGAGGCACUGGAGCUGGAGGCCCUGCCGUUCGAGGUGCUGGGGCUGGUUACGCUGGAGCUGGAGGCGCUGGAGCUAGAGCUGCUGGUGCUGGCGACAAUGGCGCUGGAGGCGCUGGUGCCGAGGGCACUGUACAACAGCGCCCGUUUUUCUUACCCCCACCGCAGCUGUCCGACCUACCGCCUGAAGCGUCGUGAGCCUGCGUCGCGUCCUGCCUCCCCUGUUCGCGCUGUUCGCACCGCUCGUCGUGUCCCGCGUCCGCGUCCUCCUCCUGUGCCAGGCACUCACACUAUGGCACUUCGUCCCUCCUCUGCUCCACAGCGCGUCCCGCUGCCGUCUCCUCCUGCGUCCUCUCUUCCUGAGCUUCCUGACCCUGAGUCUGACGCUGUUCGUGCUGCUAGCCCCACCGUCACGCGUCUUCUGGCUACUGUUGUCACUGACCCGUCGUUCGAGUCUGCUGCUGCGUCUGCCUUAGUUGCUGAGCUUGUCGACUUUGCUGCUGUCUGUCAUCUCGACUACGCUGCCAGACUUGUCGCUGAUUCUGAGUUUGUCUGUCCUCCGUCUGUCGGGGGUGAGUGUGCUCUUAGCACGGACGUCUUUGAGGACAGGCAGGAGGACUUUGAGUCUCUUGCGGCUGCUGUACCUCAUCUCGUGGCCUGGCUGCUUGCACCUGAGGGAGACCCGGAUGCACUGGACAUCCCGACCCCGCGCUCUUACACAGAGGCGAUUUUGGGUCCCUACUCCUCUCAGUGGCAGACAGCCAUGGACACAGAGAUGGCAUCCUGGAAGUCCACAGGCACCUAUGUCGACGAGGUUCCCCCUCCUGGGGCGAACAUAGUCGAUGACAUGUGGAUUUUCAAGGGAGUUGACUUCUUCCUGACAUCCUCCCCCACCCCAAAGAUGACCACUCUUCGGGUGUUGCUGCACGUUGCCGCUCAGCGUGAUUACGAGCUUCACUCUCUUGACUUCAGCACAGCGUUCUUACAGGGCAGUCUGCACGAGGAGAUCUGGCUGCGCCGCCCACCUGGCUUCACUGGGUCGUUCCCUCCUGGUACCCAGUGGAGCCUCCGGCGGCCAGUCUACGGUCUCCGCCAGGUGCCUCGUGAGUGGCACGACACACUGAGGAUGACACUUGCGGCUCUUGGGUUUGCUCCCUCCACUGCUGACCCGUCGCUGUUCCUGCGCACCGACACUUCCCUGCCGCCGUUCUACAUCCUCGUGUACGUCGACGACUUGGUCUUCGCCACUGCUGACACUGAGGCACUCGCCCUUGUGAAGUCGGAGCUGCAGAAGAGACACACCUGCACUGAUCUGGGUGAACUGCGUAGCUACCUUGGCUUGCAGAUCACCCGGGACAGAGCACGUCGCACCAUCACCCUGACUCAGUCACACAUGGUGCAGCAGGUCCUUCAGCGCUUCGGCUUCCAGUUCUCCUCACCACAGUCCACUCCUCUGUCUACCAGUCACUCGCUCUCAGCUCCACCUUCGGACGAGUCCGUAGAGCCGAGUGGCCCGUACCCAGAGCUUGUGGGCUGUCUCAUGUACCUGAUGACCUGCACUCGACCUGACCUUGCGUACCCUCUUAGCAUCCUGGCACGCUACGUUGCGCCUGGGAGACACCGGCGAGAGCACUGGGAGGCUGCUAAGAGGGUGCUGCGCUACUUGUGCAGUACAUCAGGCAUGGGGCUGGUGCUUGGAGGACGGGGUCCAGUUGUCCUCACUGGACACUCAGACGCCUCUUAG
Molecule: messenger RNA, 3333 nt
Organism: Closterium sp. Yama58-4
Lineage: Eukaryota; Viridiplantae; Streptophyta; Zygnematophyceae; Desmidiales; Closteriaceae
Source: the annotation of a GenBank genome assembly